AAACGUAUCGAACGGGGUUUGAACGCGGUCAAUUAACACGGUUACGAGUAGCGCGAGAUGAGUUAAAAAAAAAAAAACAUCGUGUAAUUUUAGUAGCUUACCGUCAAGUUUAUAGUUGUUAUAUAGUAAACGUAACAGACCGGUCAUGCGCACAAAGUUUGUGCUUAAGAAUUUUGAGGCGCAAAAUAUAAAAAUUUAAAUACUAGAACAAUUGUAAAAUAACUAAAAACGGCGCACAUAAAUUAUAAUUCAACAAAAUGUUGAUUCGUUGGAAGAGCAAAGAUAAAAGUGCAUCGACAAAUCAAAGCGGCAGUGGAAGCAGCAGCUCAUCGUCAAAGAAGAAGCGCAAAGGACGAGAAGGAGAAGACUGGCAAAAUGAAAAUAAACCGGGUCGCCUGCCGCCCAGCGAGCAAAGUGGCGACGAACGCAGGCGUGCGAUGCGACGCGAUGAUCCACGACGGCACACGCUUGGAGGCGACAUUCUGGUCUACGGCAACUCGCAGCAUCCGCACGCACACCAAAUGACGCAGCAGCAACGCGCCAUGGACCUAGAGAUGAGCACCCGAGCGCAAAAAAAUAAGAAAAAUCAGCCAAUGCGCGGCUAUGCGCCCGUCAAUCAAGGACCGCUGUUCGAUGAUGAUCCCGGCAUUAUGUCCGAGGUGGAAACAGCAAGCACUGGAUUUCGGCGUGGCGGCAAACAGCGCUCCUCGUUGCCAGUUGUGCGCACGCCGUCGAAAACUCUGGAGCGGCCGCUUGGGCUCGUGUUCCUGCAGUAUCGGUCGGAAACGAAGCGAGCUCUACUCCCAAAUGAGAUCACAUCGAUAGACACUGUGCGAGCGUUGUUCGUGCGCUCGUUUCCACGUCAAUUGACCAUGUCGUAUCUGGAGGGGCCGAACGUUAAGAUCUACAUUCACGAUGCUAGCAAAGACAUGUUCUACGAGCUAGAGGAUGUGCGCUCGCAUCUGCGUGAAAUACGCGAUCGCUCUGUGUUGCGGCUCUUCGAGUCCACCGAGGUGGCGGCUCCGCCUCAGAUUUUGCCCGGUGGCCCUGGGAUACCGCAGCCAUUGCCGCAGGCACCAUCGAACUGGGAUCAGGAUCAAAGUUAUUUCAGCGAGCCGGAGUUCGAUUCCGAUUUUAAGCAUCAGCACAUUCACAAAUCGAAGAUCGGCAAACAAGCAGCCCCGUAUUAUGUUGGCUCAUCGCAGACGUUACCCAGAGGAAUGUAUGCCUCAGAGCGCAAUAAAGUGUCAAUGGAUGGUUAUACCAGCUCCCCGGAGAGAAGCACACGCGGCAACUAUGAGGAACCCUACUACAGCCAGUAUGGAACUCGCGGGACUGUCGUGGCGCCCAUAAUUGACGAAGAACAAAGCGAGGCGGCGCUCGCGGAAGACCAAUACUCUCUGUAUGGCAUUAAAGUUGGCCCCAAUCGUCUGCCCCAUCGUGGUAAUCAGAUUUACGAUCCAACCAGACCUGAAGAUUUACAUCGCAUACGUGUCGAGCAUAUGGAGCGGCAAUUGGCCAACUUGACUGGACUGGUCCAGAAGGCUUUAGUCAAUCAAAAUCCCCAAAUCGCUCCAAUGGCUGUUCCUCAAUUAGAUUCCAACUAUCUAGUUGUUCCAUCACAAAUACAAGCCAACGGUUCCGCUGACGAGCUGUACGUUAGGGAAAAGGCGCCAAAGUUGGGCAAGAACUCAUGUCAGAAAUCCGUGUCGUUUGAGAAAUCAGUUUCGUUUAGCGACGAUAUACAGGGAAUUCCCAAAUCUCACAAUCCUUUACAUGCCGCUGAAACGAAGCCAACCAAGCCGGCAAUCAAGUCGUCUACCUUGCCACGCACCUCGUCACAAGAACGCGAUCGCCUAAAGCCCCCUCCACCACCCAAACCAAUUGUGCUGGCUCAGACAUCCCACCCAAGCUACCGGGCGGACAUUGCACUGGCGCCUGAGGUGUACAACCAUUUGCGUGGCCUGCAAAAGAAAGCGAAGGAUUUGCGGAUGGAAGUGCGCACCUUGAGGCGAUUAUCGCAAGCCCAAUCAGUGGCUGUGCGCGAGGAUAUAAAGAGCACAUUUAUGCGCAUUCGCGCCACCCUCUUGGCGAGCAGCGGAAGCUUUUGGGGUCAAGGUGAUCAGGAUACCACGCGCAUAUCGAGGGAGGAGGAAUUGUACAAGCAGGAGGUCAUACGACUUGAAAAGGAUCUCAGCGAUUUGGAAGCCUCUGUGGAGAAUUUGCGUGGUGAAGUUAUUAAUCGACGGACACGUGUUAAUAUGACUGCUGUGGAGGACAUGGCAUUAGUUCUAAGUCGCGCAAGCAAAACUGUUGCUGAACUUAAACUAAAGUUUCCAACUCUGUCUAAUGGGUUACGUUGCAUAUUAUCCAACGAAAUGGAAAAAGUGGUGCGAGAAGAAAAGUUCCUAAAAGAAGAGCCGGACCGCUUGGAGUCGGCAUUACGUCGAUGCAAAAAGCUGACAGGCACCUUGGUGACACUUAAACGUUUGGCUAGCGUGCAGGAACAACGCUUACCGCCCAAUGAGCCGCCAAUAACUGAAGAGUCUUUACGUUCUACAGAUAUAUCUGUUCCUGACAAGCCAAUCCCAACACCCAGGAUGGGGUCGUUCUCUAUCAGCGGGGGACUCGCACCCGAAAACGCACUCGAUGCUCUGCUAGACGAGCUUAAAACAUUUUCUAAGCCAAUUGCUCAACAACAACAACAACAAAAGCAACAAUUCGAAGCUCGCCCCGAAGAUUCUAUAUCCGAUGAGAGCGCACAGGCUGCUGUGCAAAGUACAGUCACCACGCAAAUAUCACAGGCCCGUCUUUUCACGGAGGCCAACAUCAAUAUGCAACAGGCGAACACAACAACAACAACAAAUAGCAUGGUUAUGGCCAUGACUGCAAGCAACAACACACCAGCUCCACGUGGAUCCCUUACGCAUCAGCAAUCCCAACAGCAAUUGAUGGUGCACACUAAUGUGGGGGGCAGUUUGCGUCGUCUGCACUCAUUCCCCAGCGAAUCGGACAACGAGUUUCCCCCAACUGGUUCCAGGGCCAGCGACAGUCUCAGUCUCAGUCUCGCUAAUGGUGGUAACAGUAGCAGUAACAGCAGCAGCAUCAAGCCACCAGUGCCCGAGCGUAAUGCUGAUCUAAUAUCUAAAGUGGGCCACAAACGCAUACCGCCACCACCGCCGCCACGUACCAGCUCACGCAGUCCACUGGCCAGUCCGACAAGCCCAAAUGUGCCACAGAAUAUAGUUGCUGCCGCAGCUGCUGCCAAUAUCGGGGACAACAAUAUAACGAUUGGCAUCGAGACAGUCGUUAUGGGUGUUAUGGGUGGUGGUGACACAUCAAGCGGUGACAAUUCCAGUGGCAAUGAGUCCGGCAACGAUCAUGCACAACGGCAAGUCGCGCUCGAGAUGCGCCACCAGGAGCUGCUGAAGAAGCAAAAGCUGUUGCAGGAGCAAUACCAGCGACUGCAGCAGAUGAGCAAGCUACCUUCCGUUGACAUAUCCUGCUCGUCGCAGGAUAUUACUACUGGAGCAGCGAGCACAGCAGCACACACGCUCAAACAACUUGGCAGCGAAACGAAUAUUCAGCAAAAGAUUGCCGCACUGAAUUUAGCAUGUGAAACGAACACUGCUAAUGCUGGCGCUGCUGCGGCGGCUGCGGCCGAGAGUGCUGCCACUGCGGCUACUAAUGGUGUGUUGAUCAGUGAUGCUACGGGUGGUGUGGUCGGCGGCGCUGUCGGUGCUGUUGUAGGGUCGUCGGGUGGUACGAGCGCUGCUGCUGCCGCUGCUGGUGCUGGUGCUGGUGGAAACACAACCACAAUGACCACCAAGCAGGUGUAUGAAACGGAAAUACUUUAACACAACUGGAAAUUGGCGUGGAGCGAAACGAAAAUAGAUAUUUAACUAUGCACAGGGCCUGUGUAACUAUCUCUGUCACAUGCAUGAGUGAUUCCCUUCUCCCUCUUUCUAUCCCUAUCUCAUGCUCACGCACUCGGUGUCUAUCUUCGACUCUCUUUCUCUAUGUCUGUCUAGCUCUCUCUCUCUCUCUCUCUCUCCCUCUCUGUCUCUCGUUCUCUCUGUAUAUCACACACUAUCCUAGUCAUCCAGCUUCUACAACAUGUAAAGACUUCAAGUCCUUGGCUCUAUAGUAUCUCGAAUAUUUCAAUAAGAAUAAUAAUAUUGUAAGUGUCAAAAAGUACUCAAUAGAUGUUUAACCUAAAUGUCGUACAUACAUCUAGUAUGCACAUUAUAUAUGGUAUAUGUAUUCAUAUACAAUGCACACCACAUAUAUAGUAUGUAUGUAGGUAUGCAAGUCUCUCGUGUACUUGUACACUAUGCGUGUAUGUAUGUACACUUUGCCAAAUCAAAAUCUUAACAAAACUGUUUGCAUAUUUAAAUUGUGCUGAAGCAAUACGUUCACAAGAAACGUAUUUGGGGCAAAUAGUUCAACGCGCGAUGCAUUUGACACUGACUCUACUUUGUACAACAAAUAGUUGUACUUAAAUAAAUUAUAUUCAGUCUGUUUUCGGGAAUACUCACUUGCCCAAAUGCAUCAUGUAUACGUUGUGCCAUUGUUCCCCAACGAUAUCGAACAUUUUGCAUAUUGUACUUCAUAUGCAAGCGUGCUUAGUAUUUAGAAUCAAAAAAUCCCUGCCAUGCCUGUGAAUGAUAUUAUCCAUGCAUACAUGUAAGCAAUCUCCAACAGGUGUGUAGUAUGUUGCAUUCAAAUACCCCGAUCAAUUGUCGUCAGGCUACACAUAGUAUUGGCUGGGUCACAUAAUAAAUACACAGAACAGAAUAAAACAGAAUGAGAAUAAGAAACAGUAAAACAUCACAAAACCAUAUAACCAUACUAUUUGCAUAUUUACGUUAAUAUAUAUUUCAUAGUAUUUUGGUAUGGGAUGUGAGACUGAUAGUUCUAUAUAUGUAGAUCAUCAAGAAAUAUAUAUGAAUACAUAAAUAAUUAAUAAGUACAUCCGUUUAUCUUGUUAGAAUCUUAAACUAGCUAAUUUUAACCCCAUUUUGGUGAAUUCUUCCCAAACAAAAGACAUUCAAUUGAAUAAGCUAGGCUCUGUUAUUGUAGUAUUCAUUUAUUGUUCAUUCUUUUUGCAACCACAACAUUUUUGUCUUGCAAUCUUGGGAAGAGCCGCACCGCUCACUUCGGAAUACCGAAGUAGUAUAUUGUUGUUUAAUCGCAUAUCCAUGAAAUGGGCUUGCAAAGAUGUUUAAUAAUUUUAUAAAUGUCCAUUGCAAUCAAAAUAAGUCAUUUUGUCCAUUUAUUUUGCAGUAUUGGUGAACUAGUUUAUGCUACAUACAUCUUAUAUGUAUCUUUGUAUCUGUAGUUAGCUUCUCCUAAUCAACUAUGUUAUUUAAAAUCAAUUUGUUUAUGCUGCAAAUAUUCUACAUACAUACAUAUGUAUGCAAAAUUCGUAGACCAACACUUAUGUUUAAUCAAUUAUUAUGUUGUACAUAAUAUCAUUUACAUGAUGAUAGAGUCGAACUACUUUCAAUCGAAAAGUAUCUCAUAGUUGAUUAUUUUUAAAUAAUAAUAGGUUUUUACAUGUUUUUAGCAAAUCAAAAUACUUAUUAUUUAUAUAUAAUAUGCAUAAAAGAUAUAUUUAUAUAUAGUCAUAUAGAUAUAUAUAUAUAUAUAUGAAUUAUACGUACACUAACAUAUGUACAUAUACACAUGUGUGGAGAGGCAUUUUAAUUAUGAAUUCAGUAUUACACUUGUACAAUAAGGAUAUUAAAUGUGUACAUAUACAUAUAUACAAUCACAAAUUUGUUGCACUUAAACCAAAAUUUUUAUAUGAAUUUAAAAUGCCUUUCCAAGAAAUUUUGACACAAUUUUACGUAUUUUGUCUUUGUACAUUUAUAUAUGGCAACGGCGGGUAUAUGCACCUCUCAGAAUUGAUGUAUGUAUGUUAUGUAUGUAAGUCUGCUUGCCCUGCCAAUGAUACACUUUUCUGACUUUAAUAAGCAUUUUAGAUAACACUUUGUUUAUCUUGUUCUUAGUUGUACAUAUAAAAUGGUAUAUAUACAUAUGUAUUUAUAUGUGUAUGUUCACCUAGGACACAACAUACAGCCAUAAGUCCGUCGAUUUUGACAAACAUACAUACAUGUACAUGUGUAGAUGAUAUUAACAAUGUUUCAAUAACUGUCUCACUGCUACAAAAUCAUGAAUCACAUUGAAAAUUAUAAACAAAAAUACGGUGAAAUAAACCGGUACGUUGUGAACCACUCGAAACUAAAAUUAAAUUACGAAUAUGUAUAUCUUUUGAUUAUCAUUAACACUUUCGUAUUUAAAUUACUCAUAUAAUUCCAUUGACUUUUAAAUUCUAUUCAACACAUAUAGGGAAACAUAACGAUGCACUCGAAGUAUUAUAUACACAUUGAUAUUUACAAUAAUGAAAGGCACGUUAAUUUUUAAUAAUUUUGAUCAAGUUUGGACGGAUAUGUAUAACAUACAUUUAAUAGUCACGCAACGAAAAACAUUUUUUAAUGAAUUGACUAGAGCGAUAAGAAUUACGAAACUACAUAUGUGAAAGUAUGUAAAUACUCUAAAGCGGAAAAUAUAAUAAAAAGAAAACUUAUUUAGAAACCAUAAUUAAUUAAUACAAAUAUUGUAAUACAAACACGACAAAAUCAAUGGUGUUGAAUGUAUGUAUGUAUACGUAAAUGUUUUUCAUAAGCACACUCACAGACACACACACGUACACAACACACACACACACACAUAUAUAUACAGAACCUUAAAAACGCGCAGCAAUACUUAAAGUCAAAAGAUGUGUAGUAGGUAUUGUAAACAUUGCAAAUACUCAAUUCAAAAACAAAA
Molecule: messenger RNA, 6834 nt
Organism: Drosophila albomicans
Lineage: Eukaryota; Metazoa; Arthropoda; Insecta; Diptera; Drosophilidae
Product: coiled-coil domain-containing protein CG32809
Exons: 17
Coding region: 258-3857 (1199 amino acids)
Cellular component (GO): cytoplasm
Source: RefSeq, a predicted model, not a curated record